This is a messenger RNA of Ixodes scapularis (black-legged tick), 2410 nucleotides long. RefSeq names its product glutathione reductase, mitochondrial. The transcript is spliced from 2 exons. NCBI's taxonomy places the organism in Eukaryota, Metazoa, Arthropoda, Arachnida, Ixodida, Ixodidae. Gene Ontology annotation, cellular component: cytosol; mitochondrion. Gene Ontology annotation, molecular function: glutathione-disulfide reductase (NADPH) activity; flavin adenine dinucleotide binding; NADP binding. Bases 157 to 1581 code for a protein of 474 amino acids. Gene Ontology annotation, biological process: cellular response to oxidative stress; cell redox homeostasis; glutathione metabolic process. The record is from RefSeq and is a predicted model, not a curated record.
AAUCCAAUCCACUACAUCAAGUCGGCGGCUUCCUCGCCCCCGCCUUGCCCGCCUUUCUGCCUUGUUUCCAUUCAUUUUCUACCUCAAGUAAGUGUACAGUGUACUUUGCCGUCUUCUUUCGCGGUUGGACAAACCCGGAAUUUCUGCCCCCGCUUAAUGCCUCUGUUGCGCUGUCUCCUCGCUAGCAGCCACGGCAUCCGGCGCUCUCUGAGCACCAACACCAUGACCGGCACGGCCCGACACUUCGACUACCUCGUCAUCGGCGGCGGCUCGGGCGGCAUCGCGAGCGCCCGACGUGCCGCUGAGCACGGUGCCAGGGUGGCCCUCGUCGAGCAGGGCCCCCUCGGCGGCACCUGCGUCAACGUCGGCUGCGUGCCCAAGAAACUGUGCUACUACGCCGCCAGCCACGCCGAACUCAUCAAAGACCACGAAGACUACGGCUUCGCCGUCACCGCCGCCUCCGCCGUCGACUGGGCCAAGUUCAAGGCGAAGCGGGACGAUUACAUCAUGCGCUUAAACGGCAUCUACAAGGCGAAUCUGAUUAAAAGCAACGUGGAGAUCAUCAGAGGCGCGGGUGGCUUCACGGCUCCGAAGACUGUUCGCGUCGGCACCGACGCCUUCACGGCCGAUCACGUGCUCAUCGCAACCGGCGGCUACCCGAUCGUCCCUGAUGUCCCGGGUGCCGAACACGGCAUCACCAGCGACGGUUUCUUCGAGCUCACCUCCAUUCCGAAGAAGGCGGUCGUCGUGGGGUCCGGCUACAUCGCCGUCGAGCUCGCCGGUGUGUUUCACGCGCUCGGCACCGCGGUGACCGUUGUGGUGCGCACCGAUAAGAUCCUCCGAGCCUUCGACGCGAUGUUGGGCUCUGCGCUGAUGGAGCACAUGGCCUCCGAAGGCGUCCAUUUCGAGAAACACUGCACUGUGGCGAGCGUCACGAAGAGUGGCCCGCUGCUCCGCGUGAAGACGACGACGGGUGUCGAGAUCGAGGGCGUUGACUGUCUCCUCUGGGCCGUCGGCCGAAAGCCGGCGGUCGACAUCGGCCUGGACAAGACGGGCGUCGUGUUGGACAAGACGGGGCACGUCCAGGUGGAUGCCUUCCAGAACACGAGCUGCGACGGGGUGUACGCGCUCGGCGACGUCUGCGGCAAGUGGCUGCUGACGCCCGUGGCCAUCGCGGCCGGGCGGCGGCUUGCCGAGCGGCUGUUCAACAACAAGCCGGACUCGAGGCUCGUGUACGCCAACAUCCCGACGGUGAUCUUUAGCCACCCGCCCAUCGGGACGGUGGGCAUGACCGAGGCCGAGGCGCGCUCCCACUACGGCCCUGAGGACAUCAAGGUCUACCGCAGCAGCUUCACGCCAAUGUACUACAGUAUGACUCGGCGCAAGGUGAAGUGCGUUAUGAAGCUGGUCUGCGCGGGCAAGGAGGAGAAAGUGGUGGGGCUGCACAUGAUCGGCGACGGUGCGGACGAGAUCCUGCAGGGGUUUGGGGUGGCCAUCAAGAUGGGUGCCACCAAGGCCCAGUUCGACGACUGCGUCGCCAUCCACCCGACAUCCGCCGAAGAGCUGGUCACGAUGCGGUAGACGCGCGAUCGGAUGCUGCAGCGAAUCGCAAGAUUGAAUGCCUUUGCUGCAAAGGGCACAUUGAACAAACGGAAUCGAGCGGAGCGUUUUCCCUUUGUGCAUGGUUGGUGCACAGUGUAGGACGGCACUUGUACAGUCUCCACCAAUACGAGAGACCGCUCGGAGCACGUGGCCGAGACUGUGGCUGCUGUCCGCAGGAAUGCACGCCGAUUAAGUUUUGCUGCAUUAUCCACCUUGCCUUUAACUAGGUAUUCAGAGUGGGUCUUUCAUAUUGAUAAAGACUGUAACUUUCAUUUUCUAGGGGCACCACCAAAGCUCUUUCACUCCUCACUUGUUUCCUUUCCAGUAUGUACAAACAAGCUUGCCCCCACUUUCUAACGGGUUAUUUAAGAGAUGAUUGGUUUUGAAUGUAUUUACGUUUAUGUUUAUGUUGUUUUGUGUUUAUGUUGAAUGCCGGCUUAUUACAUAGGUGGGGAUAUUAUGCGAUUCUUUGAUGCCACCAACAGGCAGUUUACAGCAGGUAGCUUAGUGCAAGCCCAAUGUUCUAUGCUGCACGAGAUUUAGUUUUUUCGGGUUAACUGUCUUGACAUGUGGCACCUGCAAGUCAUGCUGUAUACUUUUAAACUUGUAGGUGGGAAGUUAAGAUUGUAAUAUGUGGGACCAGGUUAAGAGCAGAUGUAUUAAUAAAAUGCUCAAAACAUCCCGACCACACUACUGUGAUAGGCUUUCCGUGCGUACAGCGCAGGAGGCCGCAAAUAUUUGCUCCAAUGCAAGGAUCGGUAUUGAAAGUGAUGGUUGUAGGAUUUAUUCAAUAAAUUGUCUUGGAAAA